Messenger RNA from Tripterygium wilfordii, 1711 nucleotides. RefSeq names its product glucan endo-1,3-beta-glucosidase, acidic. The record is from RefSeq and is a predicted model, not a curated record. Gene Ontology annotation, biological process: carbohydrate metabolic process. The coding region runs from base 68 to 1180 and encodes 370 amino acids. NCBI's taxonomy places the organism in Eukaryota, Viridiplantae, Streptophyta, Magnoliopsida, Celastrales, Celastraceae. The transcript has 2 exons. Gene Ontology annotation, molecular function: hydrolase activity, hydrolyzing O-glycosyl compounds. Gene Ontology annotation, cellular component: plasma membrane.
UCUGCUCGUCUCACGCGCUUACAAGUCACCAUUAACAAAUCUUCUCUCUCUCAAGAAGCUUCCGGCCAUGAAAGCUUCCUUUGUACCUCUCUUUCUCACAGUGCUCCUUUCGCUCUUCCAUGGAAGCUUCUCGCUUCCCACCACCAUCGGCGUCACCUACACUACUCCACCACCAACCGCGACCACCACCAACACUCCUAAACUGCCUCCGGAACGGAUCGCCGCCACCAUCUCUGGCCUCCACCUCCAGGCGGUAAGACUACCAGAGUCGGCUCCCUCUUUGGUCCGCGCUUUUGCCUUUGUCAACACGUCGCUCCUCCUCACCAUCCCCAAUCAGCUGGUCCCCUCUUUGGCCUUCAAUCGUUCCAAUGCCCUAGGUUGGGUCUACCGCCAUGUCUUGCCGUUCUAUCCUCGCUCAAGAAUCUCGAUGGUUUCCGUCGGCAACGACUUCCUGGCCAACGCACCUGAUCUGUCGCCGUACCUCUUACCGGCCAUCCGCAACGUUCAAUUGGCUCUCCGUGACCUAGGCAUCAAAAAGAUCGCCGUCUCCACAAUUUUCUCUUUCAUCAACAUCAUAGCGAUGCCGUUUCCACCAUCUUCCGCUACUUUCCAAGCACCUAUUGGAGAUUACGUUAUCAGGCCGUUUCUGCAGUUCUUGGAAGAGACCAAUUCAUCUUUCUUGGUCAAUGUCUAUCCGUACAACAUGUACAGGCUUAACAGUGACAUUCCGAUUGGUUUUGCUCUGUUUCAAGACCAUCCUUUCAAUUUUAGGGAUGAUUUGGUCACUGGAGUCAGGUACAGGAACCUGUUUGACAUGAUGGUGGAUGCUGUAAUUACUGCCAUGGCGGUGGCUGGCCACGAGAGUAUUCAGGUGAUUGUGGCUGAGACUGGGUGGCCGAGCUUUGGCGGAGAUGCAGUGGAGGCUGAUGCCACCACAGCCUAUGCAGAGAUGUAUCUGAAGGGUCUGUUGAGGCAUCUGAGAUCUGGUGUGGGCACACCACUAAGGAAAGAAGGGGUAGCAGAGGUUUACAUAUAUGAAUUGGUGGAUACGGAGGUGAAGCAGGGGAACAGAAACUGGGGGAUCUUGUAUCCAAACAUGACAAAGAAAUACAAUUUGGACUUCUCUAGUGCAAAUGAGAUUUACGGGCAUGGUGAGAACAUUUUCUCAUCUUUUCUUUAAGAAAUAAUGUGUUUGUUGCUCACUGACUGUGAAUAGCAAUUGGGAAUCCGUUAAUUGUUCCAUAUGAUCAUAUCUGAUCAUGAGAGUAGAUUUUCUCUGAUUUCUACUGUUAGUAGGUUUGUCUGGAAUUGUUCUGUUAAUUAGGAUGGGUGAUUGUGAUGAGAAGCUGAACAUUGCAUCAUACUAAUGGUGAAUUUUGUUGUAGAUACCAUAUGAGAUGUAGAGUGCUCAUAAUAGAUGUAUUUCAAUGAAAUGAAUGCACAGAUUCUCUACCUUGUUCUUUGUUUUGCACUAAUUGUUAGUUAAAGAGUAGACAUCAUGCUAAGCUUGACAAAUCACGCUAGCAACAUCAAUCUUCUUAAUACAAGAGGAGGCUGAAACAAAAAGGAAAUGAAGUCAACAGUUCCACAAAGUCAUAUCACAAUGGGCAAAUCAGAAUCCAUGUACAACAUGAGACAAAUGACAGAAAAUUCAAAUCUUAGGUACAACAACAGUGCUCCAACACACUUGAGUGUUGACACCAUAUACAAA